AUGGGUAUUCCUGGGCUCAUCAAUGCAAUUGGCCCAGGAGAGCGUAUCUCUCUGGCCAAGUUGGCAGUGACGCACCUCGAGCGGACAGCAAGACCGAUUCGCAUUGCAGUCGACAUUUCGAUCUGGCUCUUUCAAGUCCAAGCGGGUAGGGGCGGAAGAAACCCAGAGCUACGCACACUAUUUUAUCGAUUAUUGAAGUUACUUGCAUUGCCAGUUCACCCCCUUUUUGUCUAUGAUGGACGGCAAAAACCUGCUUUUAAGAGAGGCAAAGCAGUCUCAUCUCGCAGUUAUGGCAGUGCGCCGAUCAUCAAGCGUUCCAAGGACCUCAUCGAACGAUUCAGGUUUCCGUGGCAUGAGGCACCCGGCGAGGCAGAAGCCGAAUGUGCACGGUUACAGCAGGCAGGUAUUGUAGACGCUGUCAUGAGCAACGAUGUCGACGCAUUGAUGUUCGGAUCGUCUUUAACUAUUAUGAACUUCUCAAAAGAGAGCGGAAGCGGCAGCUCUUCAGCAACUCAUGUUACAUGCUAUGCAAUGGGACAGGAUGGACAUCCAUCCAAUAUACCCCUUGACCGACCGGGAAUGAUCCUAUUCGCUAUGCUCAGUGGAGGGGACUAUUUACCAUCUGGUGUUCCGAAAUGCGGCAGCAAGCUCGCUGCAGAGAUUGCCAAGGCUGGAUUUGGCGAGGAUCUUCUGCAGGAGCUUGCGUCGCAAGCAGACGUGGAUGCAGGGUUGAACGAGUGGAGAGAAAGACUCCAAUAUGAACUUGAGGAGAACGAGAGUGGAUACUUUACGAGGAAACACCCAGCAGUUCGAAUUCCAGACGCUUUUCCGGACCGACAAAUUCUCGAGUACUACGCCCAGCCCAAAGUUUCCGGUGAUGAAGAAAUGGCACUUCUGAAAACCCGUCUCGUACAGGCUUGGGACAAAGAUAUCGACCCCCUGGCAAUCCGAACAUUUGCCGCAGACCAUUUUGAAUGGAAUUAUCGAUCGGGGGCAAGGAAAUUGAUCAGACUGCUGGCUGAGCCUCUUGUCUCGUACAGACUCCGUCUCCAGAGACCAGUUCUAGGCGUGUCGCCUGGUUUCUCAUUUGUGCCCGAUUGCCCACCUGGUCUGCAAAAGGUGUAUCGAACCCGAUCAAGCUUCGGCACUGAUGCAGUGCCAGAACUUCAGCUAGAUAUGCUACCGGCAGAUAUUGUUGGGCUGGAUCUCCUUGCCGAGGAACCAAACCCGCCGUCCGAAAUUAGUGUACAGGAAGCUGAGGAAGAGGACGACCCAGAGGUAGUUGCUGGAUCACCACCUCCGACACCAUCGAAGUCUCGGAUUACAAAACAAUUUGAUCCGUUCUCCCUCGAAAAGGUCUGGAUAUUCGAGACUGUCCCGAAGAAGCUGCGGCGAAAAAAGAAGACCGGUACUCGGCGCACCGGUCCCAAGAAAAAGGGACCAAUUGAUGCUGGAAUGAAACGGGGGAGUAUCCUGAAAUACGGAACACUCACGAAAGAAAGGUCCGAACUGUCAACAACUAAACAAACACACUUGUUGAAAGCCGCUACAUCGGCUCAGAAUCCUCUUUCCCGACUUGUGGCCAAUUCUGGGUCUUCUUCGCCAACAAUUGUGGACCAGGAAGACGAUAUAUUCUCCUCUCCGAGCAUGUAUAUUCAGCAGAGGUCUUCACUGACGAUGCACUACGUUUCUCGGGAAGUCGAUGGUCUCCUUGAUACAUUCUCUUCAAUGUGUAACCUGUCUCCUUCUGCCAAUAUCAAGCGUCACCCCAUAUCGGACCAGUCUCGCAUUAGAUCAAGGCGCACAGCUUUGGGAACUGGUCAGGUUGAUAUUGAAGAAUCUGACGCACUAGACAUGAACACCGAUUAUUCUCCGUCUCGCCCGACACGACGCAUGGGACUCAAAAUUAGCUACUCGGUCUCCGACGUUUGUGAAUCUGAAACUUUCAUGGAGGACUUUCCAGCCAGAGCACUCUUGGAACUGCCUUCUCUGUCCGGGAAGACUUUAUCUAAGACCAAGAAGAUUCCCAAGGUGCAGUGUGAAGAAAAGGCCAGGGUUGAACACAUCGAAAAAGCCAUCGAGUCCCUUUCUCUGUCAUCGAAAAUCGACGAGGAAAACACCGCAACUCGCUCGUUGCGUCAACCGCCAACGAAGAAGGCACCACAAGCACCAAAAGUUCGGACUCGUUCCUCUGAAGUCGAAGAUAUCAAACCACCCCGAUCUUGCAGCCAAGCAAAUCCCAAGCCCGAACUCGAGCCCGAGCAUACAUUACCAUUGAACUUGAAGACAUGCGAAAACAAUGAGAUUAACGAGGUAAAUCGGUCUCCCAAGAAAUCUUCAAAGGGGACGAGCACAACGCCGAAGCAUAAGACCAUAGGGCACUUGGAAAACAUUAUAUUGCACGACGGCUUUUGGUCGAUCGACCCGUCUCGGCAUGAACAAGAUCCGUGCGAAGGCUCAGCUACCGAUAGCCUGAGCACAGCGCGCAGACAGACUCAGCCUGCCAAAAAGAAAAGAAUCCCACGCGUCAGUAUUCUUGACCUCGUUUGA
Penicillium psychrosexuale is the source of this 2550-nucleotide messenger RNA. Its product is annotated as crossover junction endodeoxyribonuclease. Bases 1 to 2550 code for a protein of 849 amino acids. Lineage: Eukaryota; Fungi; Ascomycota; Eurotiomycetes; Eurotiales; Aspergillaceae. The transcript is spliced from 3 exons. The record is from RefSeq and is a predicted model, not a curated record. Gene Ontology annotation, molecular function: crossover junction DNA endonuclease activity; 5'-flap endonuclease activity.